AUGCCUCUCUCUGGACACUGCCUCUGCAAGGCCGUCACCUACAAGGUUGACGCCGAACCCCUCGUCGUCGGCUACGACCACUGUGACGACUGCCAACGCCAGAGCGGCUCAACCUAUUCUCUCGUUGUCGUCGUUCCCAAAGACAAGUUGACCAUCAAUGGUCCCACCAAGAGCUGGGCUGGAAAGGGUUCCUCGGGCAAGGAUGUUCACCGCAUCUUCUGCUCUGAGUGUGGCUCUCCCAUCGCUCACGACCCCGAUGCGGCUCCCGAAAUCAUUGCUCUCAAGGGUGGCACGCUCGACUCAGAGAUCAAGAAGACCUUGAAGCCCGAUACCGAGAUCUGGACCGUGGGCAAGCUGCCUUUCUGCCAAGAAAAGUUGGCGAAGCCUUUCGAGCACAUGCCGCAGUAA
Molecule: messenger RNA, 408 nt
Organism: Colletotrichum karsti
Lineage: Eukaryota; Fungi; Ascomycota; Sordariomycetes; Glomerellales; Glomerellaceae
Product: duf636 domain protein
Exons: 3
Coding region: 1-408 (135 amino acids)
Molecular function (GO): carbon-sulfur lyase activity
Source: RefSeq, a predicted model, not a curated record